This is a messenger RNA of Knipowitschia caucasica, 1269 nucleotides long. The record is from the annotation of a GenBank genome assembly. Lineage: Eukaryota; Metazoa; Chordata; Actinopteri; Gobiiformes; Gobiidae.
AUGUUUCUUCUUCUUGGUUCUGUAGUCAAACAGCUGCUCCCAGACUGCACGGCUCAGAUACUGGACCAGACUGCACGGCUCAGAUACUGGACCAGACUGCACGGCUCAGAUACUGGACCAGACUGCACGGCUCAGAUACUGGACCAGACUGCACGGCUCAGAUACUGGACCAGACUGGACGGCUCAGAUACUGGACCAGACUGGACGGCUCAGAUACUGGACCAGACUGGACGGCUCAGAUACUGGACCAGACUGCACGGCUCAGAUACUGGACCAGACUGCACGGCUCAGAUACUGGACCAGACUGGACGGCUCAGAUACUGGACCAGACUGGACGGCUCAGAUACUGGACCAGACUGCACGGCUCAGAUACUGGACCAGACUGCACGGCUCAGAUACUGGACCAGACUGGACGGCUCAGAUACUGGACCAGACUGCACGGCUCAGAUACUGGACCAGACUGCACGGCUCAGAUACUGGACCAGACUGGACGGCUCAGAUACUGGACCAGACUGGACGGCUCAGAUACUGGACCAGACUGCACGGCUCAGAUACUGGACCAGACUGCACGGCUCAGAUACUGGACCAGACUGCACGGCUCAGAUACUGGACCAGACUGCACGGCUCAGAUACUGGACCAGACUGCACGGCUCAGAUACUGGACCAGACUGCACGGCUCAGAUACUGGACCAGACUGCACGGCUCAGAUACUGGACCAGACUGGACGGCUCAGAUACUGGACCAGACUGCACGGCUCAGAUACUGGACCAGACUGGACGGCUCAGAUACUGGACCAGACUGCACGGCUCAGAUACUGGACCAGACUGCACGGCUCAGAUACUGGACCAGACUGCACGGCUCAGAUACUGGACCAGACUGCACGGCUCAGAUACUGGACCAGACUGCACGGCUCAGAUACUGGACCAGACUGCACGGCUCAGAUACUGGACCAGACUGCACGGCUCAGAUACUGGACCAGACUGCACGGCUCAGAUACUGGACCAGACUGCACGGCUCAGAUACUGGACCAGACUGCACGGCUCAGAUACUGGACCAGACUGCACGGCUCAGAUACUGGACCAGACUGCACGGCUCAGAUACUGGACCAGACUGCACGGCUCAGAUACUGGACCAGACUGCACGGCUCAGAUACUGGACCAGACUGGACGGCUCAGAUACUGGACCAGACUGGACGGCUCAGAUACUGGACCAGACUGGACGGCUCAGAUACUGGACCAGACUUUAGCUGCUGCUGCUCAUGGCCACUAA